Aureobasidium pullulans EXF-150 is the source of this 1050-nucleotide messenger RNA. Its product is annotated as FMN-linked oxidoreductase. The coding region runs from base 1 to 1050 and encodes 349 amino acids. The transcript has a single exon. Gene Ontology annotation, molecular function: NADPH dehydrogenase activity; FMN binding. NCBI's taxonomy places the organism in Eukaryota, Fungi, Ascomycota, Dothideomycetes, Dothideales, Saccotheciaceae. The record is from RefSeq and is a predicted model, not a curated record.
AUGUCGUCCUCGAAUCUCUACCGACCACUCAGGCUGGGCAAAUAUGAGCUCAAGCAUCGCGUUGUUAUGGCGCCUCUCACCAGACUCUUCACAGAUGAGAACCACGUUCAACCGCCGUUAGCGGUAGAAUACUAUGCCCAGCGCGCUUCCGAAGGUGGUCUUGUCAUUGCUGAAGCUACUGUUGUGUCUUUAGAACUCGGAGGCGGCAAGCAUACUCCUGGUAUCUGGACGCGUCAACAGAUUGCACGGUGGAGAGAGAUCACAGACGCCGUGCACGCCAAUGGAGCCCACAUCUUCCUCUCGAUCGACUCUCUCGAACCUUUGGCAGACGCAGCUCUCUCGGCAGAUAACAGAGGCCGCCAGUCCAGCGAAAUCAACGACGGCCUGUCCCUCAAGAGGUGCGACUCACCUUCCGAAUCACUCCCCCAUGUAUUGGACGAAGAAGAAGUCAAGUCGACGACCAGAGCAUUCGUUCAGGCAGCAAGAAAUGCCAUGGCCGCUGGGUUCGACGGUGUCGAGGUUGGUGCCAACGGGUACUUCAUCUACCAGUCCUUGCACCGGCACACAGAUAAGUAUGGCGGCCAUGUCGAGAGUCGUGUCCGAUUCGCCCUUGAGGUGACAACCGCGAUCGCGGAUGCCAUAGGUGCUGACCGGGUUGGGUUCCGCAUGAAUCCUUCUAGCGCUUUCCGCAUGUCCAGCCUUGCGCCCGAGUUCUCUUGCCUUACCCAGAAGCUGAGGGAGCUCAAGCUGGCUUACAUCCACAUCAUCAAGUCGCAUGCCAUCACCAACCUCGAAUGCGACAAGUACGAAGGUAUUAAGCCUUUCCUCGCCAUCUGGGGUCAGUCCUCGCCCGUCCUUAUCGCUGGAGAUUUCACACCCGAUUCAGCUAAAAGCGCCCUCGAUACCGAAUACCCCAAUAGCGACGUUGCUCUAGUUUUUGGUCAACACUUCCUGGCAGUGCAAGAAGCAAAAUCAUCGGGCAGCCCUCUAGGCUCACAGAUUUCAGAGCUCAGGAGCCUGAACGCCAGCUUUUACACUGGUUUUGUAUGA